UAGGGACCGUUGUGCCAACAGGCUACAUUAGCUAAUGUAUCUAUACUGGAGGGGUGAGAGGUCACUUGGCAGUCCAACCAGGUAAUUUUCCCAUGCUUCAUCACCCCACUCAUGAGAAAGCCGGAAGGACGGUUCUACAUUCAAGUUACAGUACAGUGUAUACAAGAGCUGAAGAAGUCAAGAGUGUCUUCCAGUGAAAGGGAAGGAGAUUUCAAGGCCGUCGUCAUGUCGGAUGAGUCAGAUUCGGACUCAGUGGCGGAAUCGGGAGGGGACGCCGGGUUCAACUCCAAGAAUGUGGCCCUCAGGGCGCAGAAGAAGGUCCUCAGCAGAAUGUCGACUCGGAAGGUGGCCAAGAGUUUCAUGGACGACACAACAGCCGACCUGAUGGACAACCUGUACCGCAUCGCGCGUAACCACUGCGGCAACAAGAGAGAAGCCGAGAAGGUCAUGAAAGACGCCGUGAAGAUCGUUGUGAAGAUCGGAAUCCUGUUCCGCAAUGAGCAGUUCAGCGCCGACGAGCUGAGACUCGCCAACGACUUCGUGCGGAAGUUCCGCAGCCUUGCCAUGACUGUCGUCAGCUUCUACGAGGUGGAGUUUACGUACGAUAAGAUGUUCCUGGUGCGCACGCUGUCCGAGUGUCGCGAGAUGCUCCACAGACUCAUCCAGGGCCACCUGACGGAGAAAUCCCACGGGAGGAUCGAUCACGUGUUCAACUUCUUCGGGGACGGGGCGUUCCUCGACGCGGUGUUUCAGCGGGAGAGCCCGCACAGGAAGCAGCUCGGGCUCAUCGUAAAGAACUUGCACACGCUCAUGGACGAAGUAGAGCCCGCCCAGACAUGAACACCCCCGCACGCUCCAAUGGUAUGGCCCCUUUGCUAACGGGAUGACUGACAGGUGUCAAGCUAACAUGAUUGACAGGUGAAGGGAACACGCCCCCAUCAGGAACGGUAUCAUAUUACAGGGAACUGAAGUGAAACAAAAGCGCUGUGAGAAGAAACCCAGCUUGCCAAUCAUGUUAAUGUCAGUUCACCUUUAUCAGCGGGGUAGCCUAAGUACUUUGUUUUAGAAAAACACGUUUUUAGGGAUAUCAAGUUGAUGUAUGGUGGUUUCACACAAAUUAACUGCAAUAUUUCUUCUGCAUUUUGAAACCACCGUCCAAAACAUAUUCCUAGAUACCCUGUUUUCAAAACCGACGAAUAUAGGUUACCCCGCGGAUAAAGGUGAACUAACGCUACAUAAGUUAUACAUGUAGGAACUAUAUAGGAACAGAACUAUUGUAGGAAACACAAGUAGGAACCAUUAUAAGCACUAACAGGUGACGAAACUAACAUUAACUAUGGUGUAACAAAAGUUAAGGGUUUAAAGUUAACUCAUUCCUACCCAUUACACAAUCAUGAAAAGGCAUGGAUUUAAUAUAAGCUAUGUACAAGUUAUAGUCACUGCCAACUCUAGUACAUGUUCUCUUGUAAGAAGUAAUAGUUACUGCUUAGCUCUAGUUAGUUUUGACUGUACAUUUUUAGCAGCAGACAUUAUUUAAAGAAGACAGAAUUUCAUCAGAGGUUGCUGUUAUGAUUAAAAUAACUUGCAGCUCCCAUGCACCUUCCCAUAGAGUUGAUAUACCAGAAUGUAUCAGACAUUGCCCUGGCUGACUUCCAUGUGUUCUUGUAAAUGUGAUAGCUGUGAGCAAAGGCAUACCGUACCCCACACUUACCUGAGUAUCUGUGUAUGCCCAGCUGUAUGUACAUGUAUCUACUGUGCGCCACCCCCUAUCAAUGCUUGUUCUGCGUUUUACCAGCAACAAGGCUUGCAGUAUUAUUUUAUUUAGGAAUACAACAUACAUUAAAUUUGUAUAUUACUUGGCAGCUUUGUCUGAUAAUGUUGGUGAGAAAGUUUAAAAACUGUGCCUUUUUGUGUAUCCUACAUAC
This is a messenger RNA of Branchiostoma floridae (Florida lancelet), 1925 nucleotides long. Its product is annotated as tumor necrosis factor alpha-induced protein 8-like protein. Lineage: Eukaryota; Metazoa; Chordata; Leptocardii; Amphioxiformes; Branchiostomatidae. Gene Ontology annotation, biological process: regulation of apoptotic process. Gene Ontology annotation, cellular component: cytoplasm. Bases 112 to 840 code for a protein of 242 amino acids. The record is from RefSeq and is a predicted model, not a curated record. The transcript has 4 exons.